Molecule: messenger RNA, 1823 nt
Organism: Boeremia exigua
Lineage: Eukaryota; Fungi; Ascomycota; Dothideomycetes; Pleosporales; Didymellaceae
Product: putative hydrolases or acyltransferase
Exons: 2
Coding region: 64-1761 (565 amino acids)
Source: RefSeq, a predicted model, not a curated record
GCCGGUUCUCUGUUCCACAUCACCCGUGCGAACUUCACAGUAUUGUCUUCUUUUUCUGUCAAGAUGCUUGGAAAAGUACUUGCGUCCUCGCUUCUCGUCUCUUCUGCUCUGGCCUACCCAGCCGAUACCACCCACCCCAACACGACUUUGGAAUGGGCACCAUGCGACCUUGAUUUUCCUGCGUCGUCCAAGGAGGCCAUAGCCAAGCAUGCGGUGCCUCUUUUCUGCGCAACUCUAUCUGUGCCUCUGGACUACACUGAGCCAGAGAACGGCAAGACUAUCGACCUGCAGUUGAUUAAGAUUAAGGCAACCAAGGAGCCAUUCAAGGGCAGCAUCCUUACAAACCCAGGAGGUCCCGGCGGAAGUGGCGUAGAAUUUGUCGCGAUCGCGGGCCCAGAAUAUACUGCUCACCUGGGAGGAUUCCACGAUGUUAUCGGAUUUGACCCUCGCGGCACCGGGAGGACCAUUCCCUUCGAUUGCACCCCGUCCAACACGACGGCGUCCAAGGUCAAGCGUGGACAGUACAACUUCACAAUCCCGCAGAAUGACGCUUACGGCGAGCUUCAGAGGAAGCUCUGGGAUGAGGGCGGUGUCUUUGCUGAAGAUUGUGCCAAUACGCCUGGUAAUGCUGAUAUUGGCCCUUACAUCGGGACAGCGUUCGUAGCACGCGACAUGCUGUCGAUCAUUGACGCGCUCGGUGAAGAGAAGCUUCAAUACUGGGGCAUCUCCUACGGCACAUUCCUUGGUCAGACGUUUGCUGGCAUGUUCCCAGACCGCGUUGGACGUGUUCUGCUUGACAGUUCCUUCGAUUUCGAAGACUACCACAACGGUCAAUGGAUCCCAGCGCUGCGUGAUACAGAGCGUGCCAUGGUAAACGGCUUCACGGAAUGUGUCAAUGCCGGCCCCACGCUGUGCCCUCUUGCAAAUCUUACUGGCCCAGAUACAACUGCGGACGACAUACAUAAGGAACUUGCGAAAGUCUUUCAAGAGCUCAUUGAUGAGCCUGUCUACUUUCCUGACGACUGGUCUCCUAAACAGUGGCUUCAGCCUGGCGGGAUUCCCAUUUUCACAGUGCUGAAAUCGAUGCUUCUAACGCUGUCGUAUUCGGCCGUAGAUCUCGGCUCGCUGUACCUGGCCGUGGAAAUUGCGCUGCAGCGAGACUGGGAACGUGCAAUCAGUGUGGCAUCAGCGUUUCUCAAUUCCACCUCGCCUGAGAUCCCAUGGAACCUCGGCUCCAACGCGUUCCACGGCAUCGCGUGUGCAGACGGAGCGUUCCAAGCCGAAACGCCAGAAGAUAUGUAUUCUUGGAUUCAAGCACAGACUGCUGUCAGCACUUUUGGCGAUACAUUUGGUACGCAGAUGUGGCCUUGUGCCCAGUGGAAGUUCGAAGCAAAGGAGCGCUAUACCGGCCCAUGGAACGCGAUCAACACCAGCUACCCGAUCUUGUUUAUCAGUGGUUCCCAUGAUCCCAUCACGCCGUUGAGCAGCGGCUAUGAGGCCUCAGCAAACUUCCCUGGUAGUCGGAUGUUGGUGCAUAACGGCCAUGGACACGCCGUCAUGAAUCAUCCUUCGGCGUGCACAAUCAAGGCGAUUGCUGACUACUUCAACGAGGGCACGCUGCCGGGUGUUGGCACGGUGUGUCAGCCCGACAAGACGGCUUUCGAGGUUUACGUGGAUUUCGUUGCCGAGUUGCAGGCCGAGGUGAACAGCACGCUCACAAAGCGGGCUUACCAAAAUAUUCGCACACCCGUUUUCGCGUAAGCUGAAGUCCGAGCCAUGUAGAUAUAGUUGAGGCUUGUUUUCAUUGUAUUCAAUAGGCCUUG